Molecule: messenger RNA, 1172 nt
Organism: Trifolium pratense (red clover)
Lineage: Eukaryota; Viridiplantae; Streptophyta; Magnoliopsida; Fabales; Fabaceae
Product: RHOMBOID-like protein 10, chloroplastic
Exons: 9
Coding region: 34-1017 (327 amino acids)
Cellular component (GO): chloroplast membrane
Molecular function (GO): serine-type endopeptidase activity
Source: RefSeq, a predicted model, not a curated record
UCUUCUUUUUGUGGAACCGGAGAAGGAAAGAAAAUGGUUGUGCCUCGACCAUUUCUGUCACCGGUUUGCAAAAUGGCUCCUUACCCACUUGAUAUCAUUGCCACCGCCGCGUCCCUCCACUUCAGCCACCGUGUCUCCCACCGUCUCCGCCUUGAGUUUCUACUUCGCUCCUGUUUCAAGAAACUUGCUCCCGUGUUUAGAUUGAAGGAUAAAUGGUGUCAAAGAUACCUUCAACUCAAAGGAUUGAAUUAUCUUAAACUGUCAAGUGAUGGUUUGACUUCCACGUGUUCAACUAGUUUCUCGUUCUUUAAUGGGGGAAGACCUGAAGCCAGCUUUGGAAAUGCUGACUCGAAGAUGUCCCAAAAAAGUCCAUUUAAUGGAAGGAAGUGGACAAAUAUUCUCCUUGCUGCCAAUGUUUUAUUUUAUAUUGCGCAACUUGCAACCGAAGGCAAGCUUUUGUCGUGGGGGGCGAAGGUAAAUAGUCUCAUUGACAAAGGACAACUUUGGAGACUUGUUACGUCUUCCUUUCUGCAUGCAAACAUUGGACACCUUUUGAUAAAUUGUUAUUCCUUAAAUUCAGUCGGUCCCACUGUGGAGAGGUUCAGUGGUCCUCGAAGAUAUCUUGCAGUUUACUUUGUCUCUUCAAUUGCAAGUGCAGCUAUGAGUUAUUGGUUUUGCAAAAUGCCUGCAGUAGGUGCUUCAGGAGCAAUUUUUGGACUAGUUGGAUCAGUUGCAGUGUUUGUUUUACGGCACAAAGACAUUGUAGGAGGUGGUACAAAAGAUCUGCAGCACAUUGCACAAGUAAUUGCCCUCAAUAUGGUUAUUGGGUUAUCAUCGACUGGCAUUGACAACUGGGGACAUUUUGGAGGUUUGAUUGGUGGAAUUGCUGCAUCAUGGCUUAUUGGACCUGCAUGGAAACAUGAAUCCACAACUAUAGAUGGAAGAAGACUUUUCAUUGACAAUGCACCAAUGAAUAAUCUCUUAAAGAUUACAAGAGUCCCUAAACAAUGGAAAUAGAAACAUUAUUGACCUAUUGGAUUACAACCUAUAGUAAGUAAACAACAAAUAGUUGUUCAAUGUGUGUAUCUGUAUAAUGAUAAUGAUGCCUUGUUGUAAGCUUCCCUUAAGAAAAUAUUUGGAUGGUGGUUUCUAAUUAUUUUGCAUUAUGUUAA